AUCCAUUCUUUAUCUCCAUAGAUUCCCAUAUGACUGGACUGGCCCCUGAUGAUGAGAAGGAAGAGGAGUUCAGUCCACGGGGAUUGGCACAUGGGCAUUGGCAGGUGGAGGCCAUAGUGGAGUUUGACUACCAGGCCCAGCACGACGAUGAGCUGACGAUCAGCGUGGGUGAAAUCAUCACCAACAUCAGGAAGGAGGAUGGAGGCUGGUGGGAGGGACAGAUCAAUGGCAGGAGAGGUUUGUUCCCUGACAACUUUGUAAGAGUGACAAAGCUGGACAUGUUUGGAGAGUACCUUGUCAAGAGUGUGAUGCCUGCUGCCGAAGGCUUUGGUCCAGUGGGAUCUGCUUUCUGA
This is a messenger RNA of Piliocolobus tephrosceles (Ugandan red Colobus), 353 nucleotides long. RefSeq names its product SH3 domain-containing kinase-binding protein 1-like. Gene Ontology annotation, molecular function: protein binding. The transcript has 3 exons. The coding region runs from base 30 to 353 and encodes 107 amino acids. NCBI's taxonomy places the organism in Eukaryota, Metazoa, Chordata, Mammalia, Primates, Cercopithecidae. The record is from RefSeq and is a predicted model, not a curated record. Gene Ontology annotation, biological process: actin filament organization; cell migration.